CGCGACUUGUAUUCAAUUGUAGCUCGUUGAGUUUCGCGCUAAGAUGAAGAGUGUUUUGUUUGCGUUAACAGUGCUGACUGUCUUUGGCUGGCGCUUGCAGCUGGCCAGCGGCAGCUGCGGGCUGUGCCAGUCCAGCAAUGAUGUCGCCUGCAUUAAUCAGACGGCAUAUCAUAUGUGCUUUGGAAAGGAGACGCCGGACCAGAGUCAAAUCUUCCCUUGCCCCGACGGUCUGGUCUGCACGGAUAAGCCGCAAGUCUGUUUUCAACGCUCCGAAACGCCAGCCAGCUGCGGCGACACCGACAGCUGCGGCCGGUGCAAUGCGAACAAUGUUUUUGCCUGCACCUCACGUACCACGUUCGCCUUUUGUUUUGGCGCCACGACGCCCACAACUGUGAAUGGCACCUGUCCCGCCGGACGCUUCUGUGAUGCGUCCAGUGCUAACUUUUGUGUCGCAAAAGCGACGGAAGAUUCGAUCAUCUGCCAUUUGGAUUAAGUAAAGCGAUUUUCGCAUGGAAUCAAACUGUAUUUUUACUCAAUUAUUUCGUAAAAUUUCGAAGCAGUAGGAGAAUUUAUUGCGAGUAAAUAAGUGUAAUUAAGUGUUUAAAUAA
Drosophila hydei is the source of this 608-nucleotide messenger RNA. RefSeq lists its product as uncharacterized. Bases 44 to 493 code for a protein of 149 amino acids. The record is from RefSeq and is a predicted model, not a curated record. NCBI's taxonomy places the organism in Eukaryota, Metazoa, Arthropoda, Insecta, Diptera, Drosophilidae. The transcript has 2 exons.